CGUUCUUCAGAUAGAUUUCGUGCCGGUCGCGUCAACAAGUGCAGCGUGCAAAUAUCCGAAUAAUUAUUUAUAAGUUUUUCACCCGCCUUGUUACCAAACGGAUUUGUUUUUGCUAUACCUUAUGGCAGAGAAAAGGCUAAUUGAGGUGGUGAAGAGGCACAGGCUGCUUUACGACAUAAACGAUGCGAACUAUAUGAAGGUUAAAUUGAAAGGCCAGAUUUGGAGGGACAUUGCGAAGGAGUUGAAUUUAACGGAUGGGGAAGAAGCAAAAACGCUGUGGCUUAAACUGAGAGGCAGCUAUCGAGAUGCACGACGAAGGCAACUGAGAUGUGUGAAGACUGGCACUGCUCCUGAGAGUAUAAAGCCAUGGAGAUUUCAGAAGCAGAUGUCAUUUUUGGAAUCCUGUAUGUCAGCUGGGUCCCACGAAGGAAACGCAAAUGUUGGAAGUGAUGAGGAUUCACUAUCCCUUGAACGAAUCUUAAACAACGAUAGCACAAAAGGAAGUAAAUUCAACGCAAAUAUUAAGGUACGUGAGGAAUCAUGUGAUGAGGACACCAGAAGCAGCGAUGAAGAAUACGAUAAACAGCCAAGUAAAACAAGGACAAAUAGUGACAGCCGUGGCUCAGCACAGCGUCCUAGACAAUUACGCGAGGAUAGGUCACGGGAACGAGCGGAUGAAAAAAGAACACUGCAUUCAAACAGUAGUGAUGAUGCACUCCAUAGUUUUUUCGUAACCAUGUACCAAUUCACUAAAACCAUGCCGCCCGAAUACCAGCAUAGAGUAAGAGGCCAGGUUUUCCAGGUUGUAUCGCAGGCGGAGGAGGAAAUUAUGAACAUGGGCAGACAAUCGCCUUCGACCUUAUCAAGUUCACAUCAACAGUUUGAAACAGUUCACAUAGCUGAAUCCAACCCAUUUGAUGGUGAACAAUAGUUAAUAAGUAUUCACGCAAGAUUCGUUUCAUGCGAUAAAAUUUGUUUGUUUUAUAUAUAAUAAGAUAAAUUAGAUGCAAUUUGUUGCGGCACACGUCACGUUAUUAUGCAUUGUAUCUAUAUAUUGCGGCAUACGCCACAUCAGUAUCAUUCCAUACAACAAUUAUAAGUAUUGUAUGUACCCAAAACCCAAUCCAUUUAAAACAAGAGGAUUAGCGUAGGUCAUUCCCAUCUAAUCCCUAUCGUAUUGUCUCGAAGGAUAGGAUAUAGAAGCAAAUCCAGAAAAUGUGGCCUAUAUAAAGCGAUGAGAUAUCCAGCACGCUCUCUUACUCUGCUUCAAAUUAGAUAGCGUACAACAUCAUCGAAAGUGUCUCAUCUGCAUUGUGAUAUCAUAAAUAAAAUUAUUAUAUCGGAAUUAAAAUUAGUUGAAAUAAACCCGGACUUAGAAAUUA
This is a messenger RNA of Toxorhynchites rutilus septentrionalis, 1382 nucleotides long. RefSeq lists its product as uncharacterized. Gene Ontology annotation, cellular component: transcription regulator complex; nucleus. The transcript has 2 exons. Lineage: Eukaryota; Metazoa; Arthropoda; Insecta; Diptera; Culicidae. Gene Ontology annotation, biological process: regulation of transcription by RNA polymerase II. The record is from RefSeq and is a predicted model, not a curated record. Gene Ontology annotation, molecular function: DNA binding. Bases 122 to 931 code for a protein of 269 amino acids.